AUGCUUUUCUUUAUAUUAAUUUCAUUGGUAUAAUCUAUUGAUGUGAGACCAAAUGUCAAUCUGACCAUCGGCUUAGAUUUUAUGGACAACUCUCACCUGCCAUUCUUUCAGCAAUUUCAAUCGUAUUUCUUAGAUUUCAAAUAAAAAGGAUUAAAUCUAAUAAUAGCAUAACACCUAUUGCCAUGUUACAGUUGCAAUACUAGACAUCAGUACAAAUAGCCUGAACAAAAUUGCUUUGGAGGAGGUUAGUAUUGUUGUAUGAAAUAUAAAUAUUGCAAGAGUUUUCUGAAUCAGUCUCAGGUCAAACUAUAUUGA
Messenger RNA from Paramecium tetraurelia, 315 nucleotides. RefSeq lists its product as uncharacterized. The transcript is spliced from 2 exons. NCBI's taxonomy places the organism in Eukaryota, Ciliophora, Oligohymenophorea, Peniculida, Parameciidae. The record is from RefSeq and is a predicted model, not a curated record.